ACUCCAUACAUUUAAAAUGGCCUCAUCUGCUGGACGAGACAAACUUCGAAGCCGUGGUCAACGAGUUUUCGCAUUUGGAAGUAGUACUCCACGCGAUUUGUCGCACAUGAGCAAGGUUCCACAAAAUCUACGAAACUAUGAUGCAAAGUCAGUUGACAAAUCUCCGAGUGAUGCACCAAGUCUACAUGAUUAUAUUGUUAAAGCAAGAAGUCUUUCUAGAGAAGCAUGUGACUCUCGUAAUCAAUUUGUAUUCGGAUCUUCAACUCCUCGAACACUUGCUCAUCUUGAUAAAAUACCACAUAAGCAGCGAGUCUAUGACGCCAAGAUUCCUAAGAAAAAUACAACUCAUAGUGAUUUCAAAGCAGCUCCAAUAAGGUUUAAUGCUCCUCCUGUACCAAUUACCAAACCUGCCAAAAAGGAAGAAAACCGGCAUGUUAUAACUUCGAAAGAUGAUGACAUUGCGUCAGAGCCAGAUAUUGUACAAGAUCGAGAAGAAUUUAUGAAUGAAAUGAAAAAGCAUAAAAUUGAAUUGGAGAAGAAGAAAAGCCUCGGGAAAAAUGAUUCCAAAACCACCAUAGAAAUUCCAACCCCAAAAGCUGCAGAGACACAACAAGAACAUGUCAAAUUUGCGCAUGCACCAGAAAUUGCUGGGAAUUCUCAAAAAGCAGUUAGAAUACAAUCGGAAACACAGGAAGAAGCACCGGUUGCUGUGAAGAAUUUAUCUGCGAAUAAGAUGAAUGAUCAGAUAGAAGUGAGUCAACUAAUGAACGAAAUAACUCCGGAAAGUGUCCCUGCAGUGGAGAGUUUAGACAAUCAGAAGAAUGCAAACGUUGUUGGAGAUUUGUUGGCAAAAGUGCAGAAGGUGGCAGAUGAUACUAUUGAUAAGUCCAAAACCACUGUAGCUGCUGACGUGGCAAAGAUGAGUGGAGCUCUCCAAAAAGCAGAAGAAGAAGUGGUACAGACAAUAGAUCAAACAGUGAAAAAUAUAAAAUCAAAUGUAAAUGAAGUAAAGAAAGAUGUUGAAAAAAAUAUUGCUGAAAAAGUUGACGACAUCACAAAGGAACUUGAGAAGUCUGCCAAAAGUUUAGAGGAGACGACUGACAAAAUUGGAAGUAAAAUUGAUAAUACAUCUCAGGCUAUUAAAUCAAACUUGGAAGAAGCUUCUUUGAAAACCGAAAAAUCUGUGAACGAUGCUGUAAAAUCAGGAGAAAAGUUGAUUGGAGAUCUUGCUUCAGAAGCUAAAAAGACAUUUGAUUCAGCCGAGCAAAAGCUUGAUGCUAAAUUCUCGAAAAUUGGAUCCACAGCCGAUAGUACAUUAGAAGACGUUAAGAAUGGACUCCGUCACUUUUGAUGACAAAAACAACUCAUAUCUUUUUUGAACCGUAAUUUUAUUAGAGAUGAAAAAAAAUUGAAAAAUGAUUAUGAUAAUGAAAAUUAUGAUAAUAAACAAUUGCUAGGACGAUAAUAAACCUGAAA
Molecule: messenger RNA, 1476 nt
Organism: Caenorhabditis elegans
Lineage: Eukaryota; Metazoa; Nematoda; Chromadorea; Rhabditida; Rhabditidae
Gene: R10E11.5
Product: Apolipoprotein A1/A4/E domain protein
Source: RefSeq, marked reviewed